GUUGCUUUGCUUCCCACAAUGCAAAACGUGUUGGCCACUUGCGCGUUAUCAUUUCAAAUACACAUAGAAUUAUUGGAAUCCUCGACAAACGUCAUGAUUUCAACAAUUUUCAGGUGCUGGUGAGGUUCCUCUGAUAAGACAGCUGACACGCAAUACAAAGGAGUUGGAGAAAUGACGUCAUAGCGCACCGGCCUUCGGGGGCGGCCGUGAGAGAGCUGGGGUCCGUUUUUUUCGUCUCUUUCUUUUUGGUUGGUUAAUUUUUGUUCUCACGAUGGACAGUCAGACCGAAGAGCCAGAAAAUGUUGAUGGGAAGGAAGUGGACGGGAAGGAAGUGGCUGACACACCAGCCCCGACGGCAACGACAGAGGCUGCGCAGGACACAGUCAAAGACCCCAAGCAUCUGAGUGCCAAAGGCAUGGAAAUGAGUGUCGAAGACCCCAACCAUCCGAGUGCCGAGGGCAUGGAAAUGAGUGUCGAAGACCCCAAGCCUCUGAGUGCCGAGGGCAUGGAAAUGAGUGUUGAAGACCCCAACCGUCCGAGUGCUGAGGGCGUGGAAAUGAGUGUCGAAGACCCCAACCGUCCGAGUGCUGAGGGCGUGGAAAUGAGCAUUGAAGACCCCAAGCGUCUGAGUGCUGAGGGCAUGGAAAUGAGCGUCAAAGACCCCAAGCGUCUGAGUGCCGAGGGCAUGGAAAUGAGUGCCGAAGACCCCAACCGUCCGAGUGCUGAGGGCAUGGAAAUGAGCACUGGAGACCCCAAACGUCGAAGUGCCGAGAGCUUGGAAAUGAGCGUAUUGUAUGACGCUCCUGGCAACGAAGAGGCCUCCAAAUGCAAAAUCAAGUCGUGCGUCCCAGCGCGAGGUUUCUGCUUUGCCCUGGGAUUUGUUUUAAUACUCCUUUGUAUCUUGAUUGGCUGGUACUGGAACGAUUCCAAGUUAAAUCAGCUGAAAGAACAACUGAGGUCCAUGGAAGAAAAUACGAUGCGAUUGGAAAAACUUGUAGAAACCAUGCGACGCAUCCCACAGACAAAUGGAUUAUCUCCUGCAAAAGCACCAGCAAGCUAAGCAAACAUUUUAACGUCGUCGACGAUGCUGAAGCUGAUGGACGAGUCCUAAAUACAAAUAUGCAAAUUGAUAAAACUGCAACUCACCUAUCGAGUCACCAUGCUCGCGGAUGUGCUGACUGCUGUGAAAAUUACCACACAAGACUAUCAGGAGCUUCUUUCACACACACUGGAGGAGCAACUGGACACACUGUACGCCAAUUUUUGUGGCACAUCUGAACGAGGGCAACCCAUCACAUGCUGCAAGGAAGGCUGGGAGAGAAUGUUUCACAUUGCUUCUUGUUCUCUGCAAAGGAUAAACCAUGGGAGCAGGCAAGAAAUUACCAUCUGGCAAAAUACUGGGAUCUAGUUUGAAUUGGUGACAUUGAAGAGCUGGAGUAUUGAACCCGUGUUUUGUUAAA
Hippocampus comes (tiger tail seahorse) is the source of this 1460-nucleotide messenger RNA. Its product is annotated as probable serine/threonine-protein kinase kinX. NCBI's taxonomy places the organism in Eukaryota, Metazoa, Chordata, Actinopteri, Syngnathiformes, Syngnathidae. The record is from RefSeq and is a predicted model, not a curated record. Bases 272 to 1060 code for a protein of 262 amino acids. The transcript is spliced from 11 exons.